GGAUAGAGAGCGGGAUAGAGAGAAGGAUAGAGAGCGGGAUAGAGAGCUGGAUAGAGAGCACGAGAGAGAGCAGGAUGAGCGGGCAACGAAAACAACACCAUCAUAACGUGCUCAAGAAAGUUGAAAGAGGUAUUUCUGGAAGGUUCCCGUGAGUAGGUGCACCUGUCGAGCCGGUUUGGUGGGACGUGGAGAGGAAUGGUGGGCGGGCACGGGCCAGGGGUUCAGUGGUGAGGAGAGCGACGCACACAAACCUGAGAGGAACCUUACCUGAGAGAGCAGAGAGCGGCUCUAAGGAAGUGGGAGAACGCAACAGCGUCUGUUUCUCUUCGUCUGUGGUCAAGUUGCGACCAUGUCAUCGGUGGCAUCCUUCCUGUCCGAGGACCAGUUCACCUGCUCCAUCUGCCUGGACAUGUUCACCAACCCCGUGUCCACGCCCUGCGGACACAGCUUCUGCCUGGCCUGCAUCUCCUGCUACUGGGAUAAGUCGACCGGCCACAAGGCCUUCCUCUGCCCCAUCUGCAAAGAGUCGUACCGCAGGCGGCCCGAGCUCCAUAUCAACCGCACCCUCAAGGACAUCACCGAGCAGUUCAAGCUGCUGUCCGAGGGGGGGCCAGAGUCAGAGGGCUUCAGUGGGGUGGUGGGAGUUGGAGAAUCCUCCAGGGAGGGCGGAGAUGAGGGGCUGCGCAACGCCAAACAUCCUCACCAUCAUCGGCCAUCGAGGCAGAUGCCGGGACACGUGAUGGCCGAAAUGAAGCUGCGGCUUCAGCCUGUGCAGGGCAGUGAGGAGGCAUCGCAUCCCUCUGGCAGGCCCUCGCAGAGCGAUCCAGCCGACGCAUCCGCCAACGUGCCUCUUUGCCCCAUUCACCAGCGAGGCCUGAACUACUUCUGUCACAAUCACCAGGUCUGUGUGUGCAGCUCCUGUCUGGAGACGGCAGAGCACCAGGGACACAGCGCCGCCCUGGCCAAGAGGGAGUGGGAGAUGAGGAAGUCCCAGUUGGGGAUCACAGAGGGGGAGCUCAAGGACCUGGUCACACAGAGGGAGAGGAAAAUGGAGGAAAUAAAGAGAGCACUGAAAGAUAUAAAGGUGUGUGCAGAGAGAGAGACGGCAGGCAGUGUGCAGGUGUUCUCCCAGUUUGUGUCUUGUGUGGAACGCUGUCAGUCCGAAGUCUUGGAGGCAAUAGAACUGCAGCAGCGUUAUGCCGAGCAGCGAGCCCAGGGUCUGGUCCGGGAGCUGGAGCUGGAGAUAGCCCAGCUGAAGAAACGAAGCGCAAAGCUGAUUCAGCUGGCGCAAACGGACGACUACAUCACCUUCCUGGAAACGUUUCACGUUCUUGCCAGCCCCCCACAGACAAAGAAAUGGUCGGAGACCCACUUGAACUCUGAGGUGACGUCAGGGUCUCUACUCCAGGCCGUCACUGACAUGAUGGAGCGCUACCGGGAGGAGCUCUGCAAACUGCCACAGCUGGUGCUGAGGACCGAUGGCAGCACAGGUCAGCAUGCUUCUUCAGAGCAAUCUGUUCCCCGGAUCAUUCCGAAGGUGAGAAGGGUGCAGGAAUAUGCAGAGGACGUCACCCUGGACCCGAACACGGCCCAUCCCCGGCUGAUCAUCGCAGUGGAUGGGAAGCAGGUGUGCUGCGGGGACCGGCACCAGCCCGUGCUGGACACGGCUGAGCGCUUUGACCGUGUGGUGUGUGUUCUGGGACGCCAGGGCUUCACCUCAGGGAGACACUACUGGGAGGUGAAGGUCGGAGACAAGACAGACUGGGAUCUGGGUGUGGCCAGCCGCUCCGUCAACCGGAAGGGCAAGAUCACCGUGAGUCCGGCGCAGGGUUAUUGGUUCCUGAGCCUGAGGGACCGGACGGAAUACGCCUUCCGCACCGAGCCGGCGACGCCCCUGGCGCUCAGCCUCAGACCCUCGCGCAUCGGCGUGUUUGUCGACUGUGAAAAAGGACAGGUGUCGUUUUUCGAUGUGGAGGCUAAGAAGCUCAUCUUUACGUUUGUGGAUCAUUUUGAUGACAUGAUCCACCCCUUCUUCAGCCCGUGCACCAAUAAGUCGGGUCAAAAUGACGCAGCACUCGUUAUCUGCCCUGUUGCAACACCAGAAUAGACCCCAGAAUAGGGUUCAACGUUGAAGAAAAUUAAACACUGGCCUCAAGACAAUCUUUAUUGGCGCUCACUCAAAGUUCUUUACCUUCUUUACUCAAGUCACUGUUGGUUUUACCUGCCGUCCAAUACUAAAGCAGUUUGUGCUCUUGGCAUUUUAUGAAUUAAAUAUAUAUAUUUGUAUGCGUAUAAUCCCUUAUGCUAAACCUUUAUAACUGGUUGAUGAAUACACUUGUUAGUACAUGUACUUCAUCUGGAAAGAACUAUGGAUCGAUUCCGCACGAUGACAAUUGAAACUAAGUACUAAGUCUGUCUUUACCUCUGCAAAUCAAUGAUCACAAUGUUUUGAAAUAAACAAUUGAUUUGUUUUUGGCAUAUCUAAAUAGUAAAACAGGGACAGUGUGAAUAUGUUUCAUAUGACCUGAAAUACUGCAGCUAAACAUGACAACUAUGUUUCUAAACAUCACCUUCUCAACCUGCACAGAUUUUACAGAACUACGAAAUAUACUGAAUUAGUAUAUGCUACACUUGAACCUCCUAAGAUGGCUCAGCUUGAUUGGUUCGCUAUCUUGGGAUAUUGGGCAAUAUCACAUGAUUGAGAUCUCAUACUCAGGAUAUUGCUUUCCUCACAAAAUGUCCCGCUUGUUCGCUAAUAAAAAACAAUAAAUCCCUGCAAAAAGU
Molecule: messenger RNA, 2784 nt
Organism: Gadus morhua (Atlantic cod)
Lineage: Eukaryota; Metazoa; Chordata; Actinopteri; Gadiformes; Gadidae
Gene: btr01
Product: bloodthirsty-related gene family, member 1
Exons: 11
Coding region: 350-2107 (585 amino acids)
Molecular function (GO): zinc ion binding; protein binding
Source: RefSeq, a predicted model, not a curated record